UUGUAUGAGUUAAGCCAUGAUCUAUGCUUAUUAGACUCUUAACAGAAACUUUAACUGUUAAAUCAACUCGUAUGAAUAUUCAGUUCUGUGUAUGAAGACAAAGAAGUUUUAGGGUGUCAUUAAAAUUCUUAAGUUACUCCUCCCUGCUGUUUGGCGUUGCAGUAAUGCAAAGUUGCAUAAUGCAGCUUUAACAAUUUAGACGAUAGUGAAUGAUCAUCAUAUUAUCAUGUACGGAUGAGAUCUUGCAUAUUUGCUGUGUAGCUGCCAGCUUUAUCUGUAGCACAGUCAAUAUUUUUCAUUUUUCAAGCAGGAUAUCCUUUAACAGGUGUGUAAGUGUAUGAACACUUCAGAUAUCAAUCAUUUUCAAGUUUAACCGGUUGAGAUUCAGUGAUCAUCAUUCAGUCCUUGAUAGUGAAAGUCAGCGUGAGUGCAGCAAAGGAGAGGGAUCGCAGAGCCACUCAAACACAGCAGGAACAGUUGCACAAUGUCAAAGCCAAAGCCUCCAGUUCCUCAGCCAAGGAGACAGUUUUCCCAUCCAGACAAUACAGUGGAUGACAAGCCACCAAAUAAGUGGAAUGUUAGAAGGAGUUCAGAAGGAAGCGACACUGGAAAUGUCAGACUGGGAACAGUAAAGAUGUUGGCCAAACAAUUCGCUAAUGAUGCCUGUAAAGCACACCCUCCUCUGAUGCCAGCCAAGCCUCGGAAGGAAAAGUCUGACGACGAAAAUGAAAAUGAAAUCCUGGAUGACAACUCUCUGAAGGUUUGGUGGAAGGUAGCGACACCCUGGAGUUGUCUCUGCAAGGAUCUCAGUCUGAGGGGUGAGAGAGAAACAAAGAUCAUCAAAGUCAAAGCUCAACAUCUCUGUAAUGCUAUCAAGUAUUACAUGAACCUGCUGUCUGAAAAUAGCGGCACCCUAAAGCAGCACAUUGACGAUCUGCUCUGCAUCGCUGACAACUUAGACAAGUUUUCUAAGGGGACAAAGAUUGCUGGCAUAACCGGAGGAGCGACAUCUGUAGCGGGAGGAGUGGCAGCAGCUGCCGGAGUGAUACUAUCUCCGUUCACUCUGGGCGCCUCGCUGGCCCUGACUGUAGUUGGGGUGGGCGUUGCUGCUGCUGGCGGCGUCACUGGUGCAUCAGCUGCCAUCGCCCACAAGGUGAACACCACACAGGACCAAAAGAAAAUCGACAAGACCCUCGGGGACUAUAAAGAACUUAUGGAGAAAAUUCAGGCCUGCUUGAAAUUCAUCAACGAGGGUAUGGGGCAGCUAAAGAAGCACGAUCUGUCCAUUAUGGGUGAAUCCAGGAUUGAUUCGGUGAGGGUAGUGAGAGAGCUGGUUGCUACGGGAGGGGAGAGUGCCAGGGUCAUAGAGGUGAACAGUAAGGCGUCUGGGCUGAUACAAGGCUUCGGCCUCUGUAUGGAUUUCUAUUUCACCCAAGGAAAGGAUGGCCAGAAGCUGAAGAAGGGCCUUGAGUCAAAGUUCGCGAAGAAAAUCCGCACGCUAGCAGAAGAGCUGAAUAAUGGAUUGGAGGAACACAUGGAGAUCAAGAACUCGUUCAGUGAGCAUUUUCCAGAGCAGUGAAAGGUUUUUAUCUGCUGAACCUUCUCCUACCUGAUUUUACCACAUACUUUUGUAUUUACACAUCUAUAUAUGUAGGUUAUGGUAUUAUACUUGAUAUUUUUGAGUUAAAUAAAUGGGGAACAAACUCAAACAAAACUUCCCAGUCCCAAGUGAUUUGAGGGAUUACAGGUCUAUACAUCUAUAUGCUGAUCAGUCAAGGUUGAAAACAUGUAGGCUUAAGGAUUAAAGAGCUGAUUCUCUGCUAAUCUUUUUUUUCCUUUUUGGAAAAAGCAUACGACAUGGCUUACAGUAUGUUGCACCUUCAGGAUGUGCUGCUUCAGACUGACCCUGAAGCUGGUCUUGAAGUUGAACUAGCCUGUAUAUAAUAUUGUAUAUAAUUUGGGGGUUUGUGUUCUCUUUUUCAUGUUCCUGUAUCCUAUAUUUUUUUUGGAGUCUUCUUCCUUUGGAGCUGAAUUUCUUUUUAAAGUUUUUAAUGCAUUAUGUAAAAGCACCUUGGAUCGGCUUUGU
Molecule: messenger RNA, 2086 nt
Organism: Thunnus maccoyii (southern bluefin tuna)
Lineage: Eukaryota; Metazoa; Chordata; Actinopteri; Scombriformes; Scombridae
Product: apolipoprotein L3-like
Exons: 8
Coding region: 485-1579 (364 amino acids)
Biological process (GO): lipid transport; lipoprotein metabolic process
Cellular component (GO): extracellular region; membrane
Molecular function (GO): lipid binding
Source: RefSeq, a predicted model, not a curated record